Rotaria socialis is the source of this 555-nucleotide messenger RNA. Lineage: Eukaryota; Metazoa; Rotifera; Eurotatoria; Philodinida; Philodinidae. The record is from the annotation of a GenBank genome assembly.
AUGAAUGGCAAUAUUGGAAUUCAUUCUUUAUCGAUUAUUCAUGGCUGCUUUAUUCUAUCAUCCGCUUGUUUACCACAUCCCUUGAUAGGUGUGUUCGGUCUUAAAUGGGCUUUGGCCUUAGAUCAAGUACCCUAUCUCUUGUAUUUAUCAGCUAAUUAUUAUCCGAAACCUUAUUUAAUUUAUCAAGCUGCUGCAUUAGUUGGUAUGGCUUCUGCACCUUUGUGGACUUCUGGAUUGAGCUAUGUGAUAGAUUCGGCAUCUAUCUAUGCUAAAACAAUAGGUGUUGGCAAGGAUGUUAUUUUAAAUAGAUCCAUAGGAAUCUUCUACAUGUUCUAUCAAUCAGGUCAAGUGUGGGGUAAUCUAAUUUCUUACUUGGUCUUAUCACCCAGCGAACAGAUUAAUGUAAAUAGUAGAAUAUUCAACAACAGUUGGACGUACGAAGAAUGUGGUGCUGAUUUUAAUGAGCAAGAAUAUCAAAGUAGCACUACGGGUCAUAUGAUCAAUACCACGGAUCUAUGUCACUCUGCCAAUUCCCAUUUCUGCCAGUUACGUUAA